AUGCUUGGUGACAACAAUGAGGUGUGCACUCUGAUUAACAACCUCGGAAGAGGAAUUUCCGUGGAUCGUGAAAGCUUUUACUUUACUACUCUUUCUGAGAGCCUCAAUAGCUACUGCAGAAAGCCUUGGAAGAAAUGGAAGGCAAAUUUGAGGCAAAAUUAUUUCAAUACACCUUGGGCAACUAUUUCUGUCAUUGCAGCUGUUUGCUCCUAA
Molecule: messenger RNA, 213 nt
Organism: Prunus armeniaca (apricot)
Lineage: Eukaryota; Viridiplantae; Streptophyta; Magnoliopsida; Rosales; Rosaceae
Source: the annotation of a GenBank genome assembly